AUGUGGCUAGGAGUUUGCGUAAAAAGCAAAUAAAAGCUUGCUGGAUGUUCAAACAUGGAUAAACGCAUGCAGCAAUCUGUGAACCAUUUGGAAAAAAGGUAAUCGUUGGCACCAAAAGUCCAAGGGUCACUUCUUGGGCAACCCUUCCUUCUGUGGAAAGGAAAAGUUUAAAUUCAGAAGGUAGACAUGAUCUCCCUGGCCUAUUCAAAGACAAUACCAUCCUAGCCGAAACCAAUUUUUUCAUAUACUUUCAAAGAACAAAUUGGGUAUUUUAGUCCUCAAAACAGGUUUUUACAGCUUGUAAUGUGGGACUGUGGUCCCUAAUCAAUUCAACAUGGCUAAGCCAUUGCCAAGACUACUCGAAGCUCAGCUGUUCCCUAUCUCUCUCAACUUGCUUUUGUGAGCUUGCUCUUGUAUGAUCAGCUCAAGCCAAUAUAGACUACCAUUUAUUAGGACUCCAAGUUUCAUGUUGAGAUCGCAGUUUAAAUCCUAUAUAAAACCAUCCAAACUCUGUCAUUCACAUUAGAGGUUGGGAGUGUGUGUUUAAUUUCCAAGGAGUGCCUCCAGUAGCCUCAUGUCUAAUACUUCAGUUUCCAUUGCUACCCUCACAGUUGCCCUAGUAGUGGCAGUAUUGGGCACAGUUGCACCUCAUGCUGAGGCUGCUCGUGCUUUCUUCAUCUUUGGUGACUCACUUGUCGAACAAGGCAACAACAACUACUUAGCAACUACUGCACGUGCAGACUCCCCUCCGUAUGGCAUCGAUUAUCCAACUCACCAAGCCACUGGCCGCUUCAGCAAUGGACUAAACAUCCCUGAUAUUAUCAGUGAACAACUUGGAGCUGAGUCCACAUUGCCAUACUUGAGUCCCCAGCUCACAGGACAAAAACUACUAGUUGGUGCCAACUUUGCUUCUGCAGGAAUUGGGAUCCUCAAUGACACUGGAAUUCAGUUUCUCAACAUUAUAAGAAUCUCCAGGCAACUUGAGUUUUUCCAACAGUACCAGCAAAGGGUGAGUGCACUCAUAGGAGAAGAGCAAACACAAAGGCUCGUAAACCAAGCACUUGUUCUCAUCACUCUUGGCGGCAAUGACUUUGUUAACAACUACUUCUUGCCACUCUCCCUUCGGUCACGCCAAAUGUCCCUGCCAGAUUACUCACGCUAUGUCAUAUCAGAGUACAGAAAGAUUCUAAUGAAGCUAUAUGAGUUGGGAGCCCGGAGAGUCCUGGUUACUGGAACAGGACCACUGGGCUGUGUUCCAGCUGAGUUAGCCAUGAGUCGCUCAAAUGGACAAUGUGCUGAGGAGCCCCAACGAGCUGCAGCAAUAUUCAACCCACAGCUCAUUGAAAUGGCUCAAGGUCUCAACAGUGAGCUAGGAUCCAACAUUUUCAUUACUGCUAAUGCAUUUGAAAUGCACAUGGACUUCAUCACCGAUCCCCAACUUUACGGUUUUGUGACGUCCAAGGUCGCAUGUUGCGGUCAAGGACCCUACAACGGGCUUGGGUUCUGCACCUUGGCAUCUAACCUAUGCCCAAACAGAAACAUCUACGCAUUUUGGGAUCCAUACCAUCCAACGGAACGGGCAAACAGGCUCAUCGUUCAACAGAUUAUGUCUGGGUCUAGCAAGUACAUGAAUCCCAUGAACCUAAGCACCAUCAUGGAAAUGGAUUCCAGGACCUAAUCUAUAUAACCCUCCAAAAGUAUGGAUACUUCCCAUCAUAGUUCCUUUUAUAUACUACUUUUUUCAGUUUCUGCUGUCGGUUCAGAAUCUUCAGAUUCAUCUUCAUGUGUUAAGGUUAAUAAAUUUAAGCAUAUAAAUCUAGGGUCAUAUGUAUUAAAUAGUAUAUUAUGUGAUGGUCUUGUCCUAUAGUAUGUCUGCCAAUUGUUUCAGAUCGAGCACUUUUGUGGUAAUGAUAUCUCUGUAAUGAUCAUAGAACAUUCCCAGUUCAAAUGUAAAAGCACGCCAGUAUGAAAGCUUCUUUUGGGAGUGUGGACCACUGCA
Messenger RNA from Vitis vinifera (wine grape), 1999 nucleotides. RefSeq names its product GDSL esterase/lipase At4g28780. The coding region runs from base 575 to 1678 and encodes 367 amino acids. The transcript has 5 exons. Gene Ontology annotation, molecular function: hydrolase activity, acting on ester bonds. The record is from RefSeq and is a predicted model, not a curated record. NCBI's taxonomy places the organism in Eukaryota, Viridiplantae, Streptophyta, Magnoliopsida, Vitales, Vitaceae.